This is a messenger RNA of Durotheca rogersii, 2021 nucleotides long. RefSeq lists its product as uncharacterized. The transcript has a single exon. The coding region runs from base 612 to 1481 and encodes 289 amino acids. NCBI's taxonomy places the organism in Eukaryota, Fungi, Ascomycota, Sordariomycetes, Xylariales, Xylariaceae. The record is from RefSeq and is a predicted model, not a curated record.
GCAAAAUACGAAGCUGAUGUAACCAUACCUCUCCUAAUCCCAAGGAAUCCCUACCUAGGUAGUUAUCCGCUCCCUCUUCCCGUCUCGUCUUCCUCACCAACCAAGCCUCCUCCUCUCCCUCCACCCGACUCUUCCUCCUGUCUAUCCUACCUCAUGGUCAUUCGUUCUGCCAAACCUGAUCCGACCUGCCAACCCUCUCCAGUCCUCUUUCCCUCGUUUAUUCUUGUCUCGUUCUUAAUUUCCUUCCUUUUUUCUCUCUCUCUGUGUCUUCUACCAGAGGGUUGAGGCUUGUCGCGCCCCUAGAAUAUCUCGCUCGUUCUCACACGCACACUCACUCAAUCCCUCAAUACCGAGGACGCGCUUACUAUACAGUCAACUAUAACCACUGGAUAAUCUUGAACCUGUUGCGUGCGGGCUCAACAAAUUCCAGGUUUGGCCCGUAGUGCGUCUGAGUCGAGAUUGGCCGGCUCGUGACCACAAAACCCACCUGUCACCGACAAACUUGCCACCCGUCCCCCCCAAAAGGAGGGGAUAACCGUGGGUAUACCCGUCCAACUCACGCCUAUCAUCAUUCAAGCUCCGUUAUAUUUUCAUACUCAUCGUCAAUCACCAUGCGUUCGAUGCGGUUGGCCCGCCUGAUGGCGGUGGCACUUUCUGUCACUACCGUAGCUCACGCUACUUGGCUGGACGAACAGCUCUUCGGCAAGGCUCAUCGCGAAGUGACCAAGAGACAAGACAAUCCUGGGUCAAUCUUAACCGGUCUUCUCUCCUCCUCGUCUUCCCCCGACACUCCUACCCCCAGUACCGAUGAUUCCGAUACACCCGCGCCGACUUCCGACAACCCACCCGAGUCAACCAGCACUCCUCCUCCAAACCCGCCCACCACUACGUCUUCGUCGUCGCAAACGACCCCGACGCGAACGACCCAGAGCCCGACGAGCGAUAACGGACCAUCUACCACGCCUCCUCCAACGUCCAGCCCCAGUUCGCCUGAUUCACAACCUUCUUCAACGACAUCUGGAGGUGACAAUGAAACUUCUGAGACUGUGACUACCCCGCAGCCUCAGCCUUCUACCUCGACCUUCGUCACCGUGAUUACGACGACGAACUCGAUAGGGGAGACUAUCGUUACCUCAUCCUCCAGCACUAUCGUAUCUACGCCCACCGUCGCCCCUGCCGAAUCUACUCAACCCCCUGGUAUGCCUGAUUCGAUCAGGAAUACAAUCAUUGGUGUCACCGUUGGCGUGGGGGGUGCCAUCGUCCUCGGUGUCGCCGGUGUACUAUUCUGGAGACUCCGCAGCAAGAGACGAAACCAGGAAGAGAAUGAGGAGUUGGUUAGCUACGGUGACGGAUUUGGCGGCCCCGGUACCGCGGAGAAGACGACAGAUGCCAGCGGUAGCACCGCCGGCCGAACACCUUUCCAGAGCACGCUCGAGAGUUACCAUGCGCCGACGUCGACGAACGCGGCCUCCAACUUCUAAACACUUGGACACGGGCCCUCCGUAACGGCUCUCCACGGCAUUCUUUUUAAACCUUUUGGCGUUUGGAGAUGUUACGCAAUGCAUCAUCAAAAUCCUCAUUUUCAUAAGCCGGUAUCAGGAAAUUAGACAGAUUCCCCCGACAUUCGCGAGUUGACGAUGUGCUAGAGAAAGAAGAGAAGAGACAAUAAGGAGACGGAUGAGGCAUCCCCAUCCGCCUUCCGACCUAAUCGCAUCCAUUUUCAAGCAAUGAUGGUUUUGCGGCGGAGUAAGGAAAGAUGGGGAGCACGAGAGGGGGAUGAUUGAUGGCUCGAUGAGCGUAGCUCACGUAACUCUUGAGGGAGUGUGUGCGCGUGAGUGAGUGGGUGAGAGAGAGGAGAUGACAAGGACGAAGGAGAGAGGGGAAUGGUGAGAGAAGAGUACCUUUGUAUACAGUUUCAUAAUCACCGGAUUCCUUCGAUUCUCCCCGCUUCUAGUACAUAGGAACAAUUCAUGUGUACCUUUUUCGCCUGUGCGAGGAGGUUUUAGUCGUUAGACGCCACA